Messenger RNA from Poecilia latipinna (sailfin molly), 3993 nucleotides. RefSeq names its product WWC family member 3 (gene wwc3). Gene Ontology annotation, molecular function: molecular adaptor activity; kinase binding. The coding region runs from base 360 to 3812 and encodes 1150 amino acids. The record is from RefSeq and is a predicted model, not a curated record. Gene Ontology annotation, cellular component: cytoplasm. Gene Ontology annotation, biological process: cell migration; negative regulation of organ growth; regulation of DNA-templated transcription. NCBI's taxonomy places the organism in Eukaryota, Metazoa, Chordata, Actinopteri, Cyprinodontiformes, Poeciliidae. The transcript has 23 exons.
GCUCAGUCGUACGUCCGAGCGUUUAUGCAAAUCCGCCCCCAAAUAUGGACAGACACGAAGGAAUGAAAUAUGGUGGAGAGGCGAACAUGGAGGACCGCGAGAACGCCGCUGGACUGUUUUUAGGGGGGCAGUAGUGGAAGAAAGUGGAUGUUCCUCCCGCGGGACUGUUUCAGCGGAGAACCUCGGUGGAAACUUGCUGUUUUCGCUUCCCUUUCCCCAUCGCGUCGAGGUGGAGUCGCUUUGUAAUGCAGUGAAGACCGACGACUCUCUUUUUUUUUUCGGGGGAGAUAAAAAAAAAAAAAAAAAAAAAAAAAAAAGCAGGGCAGGGGGGCUUCUGCCCGACUCACCGUCUCGACACUAUGCCGUGGGUCAGCAGCGGUAAGCGGAGAGAGAGCUCGGAGCUGCCGCUGCCCGCGGGCUGGGAGGAAGCCCGGGAUUACGACGGGAGAGUGUUUUACAUCGACCACAACACCAGGCAAACUUCGUGGAUUGACCCCAGAGAUAGGAUCACAAAACCGCUAACGUUUGCCGACUGUGUUGGAGAUGAGCUGCCUCUGGGGUGGGAGGAGGUUUACGACCAACAAGUGGGAGUUUACUACAUCGACCACAUCAACAAAACCACCCAGAUUGAGAACCCGCGGACACAAUGGCGGCAGGAACAGGAGCGCAUGUUGAAGGAGUACCUUGUGGUGGCCCAGGAGGCCCUCAACGCCAAGAAGGAGAUGUACCUGAUCAAGCAGCAGCGACUAGAGCUGGCUCAGCGGGAGAUGCUGCGAUUGAACGAGCUUUCUGGGGACAACCACUCCACCACCAGCACUUUUUCCGGCUCGUCUUCAAGUGCGAAAUACGAUCCUGAUCAAAUCAAAGCGGAAAUAGCCUGCAAACGAGAGCGGCUCUCCAGACUGAAGCAGGAGCUGGCCCAGGUGAAGCAGGAGCUGCAGUAUAAGGAAAUGGGAGUGGAGACCCUUCAGGAGAUUGAUAGGAAGAUGUCCUCCAGUCAGACGAACUACAAGCUGGACGAGGCUCAGGCCAUCUUCAGCGAGCUGCGCAGCAUCAAGAAGUCCAUCAGCACAGGCGAGAAGGAGAGGCAGGACCUCAUCCAGAGCCUGGCUAAGCUGACUGCCAACUUCCAGAGCAGCCUGUCCAUCGGCGACGCAGCUGGCGAGGUGGCGAUCAGCACCACCACCGCCGGCGACCCGUACAGUCCGCAGCAGUACUGCGAAACCGGCUGCCAGACGGACAUCAUGGGAGAGUAUGGUUCCCAAGAUUCUUCCCAUUUGGUGGAUAAAGUCAAGCUCAACUGGCAGUACGAAGAAGCCAAGAAGAAGGUGCAGAGCAUCCAGCACCAACUCGCGCAGCUCGACAGCGAGAGCUGGUCGGGCCGCGCCGAGGCGGACCGUGACAGGGACUUCCUGCAGCUCCUGCGCGAGAAGGAGGCCCUCCUGCAAGAGCUCAUCCUGGUCAGCAAGCAGCCGCUCGCAGCCGAGACGCAGCAGCAGCUGGAGGAGGAGCGCGCCAAGCUGGAGGAGGAGGUGCAGAGAGCCCACACCAUCCAGAGCCAGGGAGCCAAUCAGAGGUUGCUGCAGCAGGAGAAGAGGAACGUCCUGCUCAGGCAGCUGCAGGAGGCCACGCGUAUCACCACCUACCUUCAUUCCCAGCUGAAGAGCCUGUCUGCCAGCUCCCUGACGGUCUCCUCCAGCAGCAGCCGCGGCUCUCUGGCCUCCAGCCGGGGCUCCCUGACGUCCAGCCGCGGUUCCCUCAGCUCCAUCAGCUUCAGCGACAUCUACGGCGUGCCGCAGUACGAGCGCCAUGAGGGGGCAGCGGAGCCCCUCGACCCCCACGUCCGUUACCUGCUGCCCCCGGAGAGCGCGUCCAGAGACUGCUCGGUCUUAAGCCCCGAGUACCUGGCUCAGAGCAAGAGCAAGCGCUCGCACGACACCCCGCAGUCCCUGGCCUCCCUCUCCUCCCGCUCCUCGCUCUCGUCCCUGUCUCCGCCCAGCUCGCCCAUGGACACGCCGUACCACUCGGCGCCGCCGGACUGCCCUCUCACCCAGAUGACGGAGGAGUACAUGGAGCAGGCAGGGCGCGGCCUGCUGGAGGAGCUGCGGGCGCAAAGCGUGUCGCACGGCGUCCUGAUGGGCGGCGAGGACAUGGCGAGCCUCGCUGCGCUGCACCAGCUGGACAUCAAGAGCCAGAGAGAGAGCGGGGCUCAGACGGCCUUUACCUCCACAGGGGUGACGCUACGGGGCAACAGCGGCAACCGGAGCAGCAGGAGAGCCAGGCGAGUCUCGGCGGGGGUUUCCGAGGACGCUCUGGCCACGGACAGCGGCGUGUUCGAGGCGUGGGGUAAAAGGCCAGAGGAGUACGACGAGGUUUCAUACGCCAAAGAGACGUCCCCUGCAAGCGAGCCCACCCAGAUCCAGCUAGGACUGCUGUGGGAAUCCACCUCUCGGUCUCUGCGGCUGCAUGUGCUGCAGCUGAAGAGUCUGAACUGUUCGAAUGUUAGAGAAAGCUAUAAAGUGUAUGUGAAGGUCCACUUGAUUCCCCUGGACGCCAGCAGGGCCUGUGCGUUCUACUGUUGCACCGCGUUGGAGCCGCAGAGCCAGAUGACUUUCAACGAAGGCUUCCGCAUCCCCGUCCCCGCCAACGCGCUGGCGGUGUGCGCCCUGCAGCUGUCGGUCUGCUCGCUGGGCCCCCAGGCUCAGGAGGAGGUCCUGGGCACGGCCAAGCUGAGCCUGGCGGACUGCGAGGGAAGCGCCGAAAUGGUUUACCACUGUCUGCGAGUCCAUAUGCUGACCGACUCGCAGAGGACCCUCAGCCGCCGGACCCAUGACAACCAGGAGGACGAGGCGCGGUCCAGAGCCACGGACACCAUUUCCACCCUGCUGUCGCGCUCCUCCACCCAUCCGGAGGAGCGGGGCUCAGAGCUGGAGCUGCAGCACUCGGAGAAGGACGUGCGUGGAGAGGCGACGUCUGAGAGGGGCUGGCAGGCAGAGUCUGCACACAGCGACUACAGCAACAUCACAGCGUUUCCAACUCAUUCCUCGGAGGGUUUGUCCACCGAGGGCGUCUACCUCCCCACCGGGGGGCGCUGCGAUCAGACUCCCAGCAGACACUUUUCAGUAAAGGUUGAGAAGGCCACCAUGACGGAGGCGCCGUUCCCGGAGCCGGUUCAGGUCCGACCCAAAGAGAGAGGGGGUCGCUGGGGUCACGCGUCCCCUUUCAUGCGGGGCAGCACCAUCGUUCGUUCCCACACCUUCUCGCCUGGCGCGCGGAGUCACUACGUCUGCAGGUUAUAUCGCAGUGACAGCGACAGCUCCACUUUACCAAAGAAGUUGCCUUUUGUCAGAAACACCCUGGAGAGAAGAACACUCCGAUACAAGCAGCAGUCGUACCGCUCCUCAUUGGCCGAGCAGCCAACGCGGACCUCCCUGGACCUGGAGCUGGACCUCCAGGCCUGCAGGACGCGUCAGCGGCAGCUGAUGGAGGAGCUGAGCGCCCUGAGGGAACUCAAGCUGCGGCUGGAGGAGCCACAGGCCAGCGACGCCAACGAGCUGCCCUCCUGGGCCCUGAGGGACGAGCGCUUCCGCUGCCUGCUCAGAGAGGCCCACAGACAGGCCAACCAGAGCAAGCAGGAGCAGCGUCAGGAGGAGGCAGCGGAGAGGAGGCUGAGGAAGGCUUCCAAAGAGGUUCUGCAGAUGAGAGGGCAGAACCAGAAGGAACCCCUGCCGGUGCAGACAUUCAGAGAGAAGAUGGCUUUUUUCACCAGACCAAGGUUCAACAUACCUCCUUUGCCAGCUGACGAUGUAUGAGGCUCACCUCCGUAUUUUGUGACUAAACAUGAAGUAUUUGGUUUUUUUUCCCCUGAGCUCAUGAAGUACAGAACAGUUUCUGUUAACGAUACCAGACAUGUGACCUGCAGAUGAUGAAGACCUGAAUGUUUUUGACAUUUUCAGAAGCCUUUGUGUGCCUUUUUUUAUGUUUCUUUUUUUU